This is a messenger RNA of Desarmillaria tabescens, 507 nucleotides long. RefSeq lists its product as uncharacterized. The coding region runs from base 1 to 507 and encodes 168 amino acids. NCBI's taxonomy places the organism in Eukaryota, Fungi, Basidiomycota, Agaricomycetes, Agaricales, Physalacriaceae. The record is from RefSeq and is a predicted model, not a curated record. The transcript has 4 exons.
AUGGCCAGCGUCUUCCGUGCGGGACUGCCUGGCGGUUAUUUUAUUCCUAAGGGUCAACCGCUAGAGCGUUUUGGGAGAGUGAAGGCGAUGAAGAAACCACCUCGUUUAAGCACGACAGACAUAAAGCUCGCUUUCUCUACUGCAUUCUUUACCGCUCUCCUCGCAGCAGCCUCUGCGAUUCCUGCCUCUAAACGCGAUAUCUUCGACCCGCCUAUUUUGUCCCCGACCACGGGUACAACAUGGCUCGUCGAGACGACUCAAACCGUCACUUGGGACACUUCCAACCCUCCCGAACUAAUCACUGGUCGUAACCACAGCAGCAUUAGGCUGACCAAGGGCGGCUUGUUCUUGCCAUUUGUUUUGGCGGACGAGUUUGAUAUUCUGUUGGGACGUAUGGACGUUAAGGUUCCUCUUGUCGCUGAAGGUGACGAUUACGCUGUUGCCCUCUUUGGCGACUCCGGAAACGUGGGCAAAGAAUUCAGCAUCAAGGGUGGGCCUGCCAACUAA